UUUCAUCAUUUAAAUGCACAAAUGAGACUUUCCAGGCGGAGACAUGACAGUGGCAGCUAUUGGCUCGUGGAGUCUUCCUGUUCAACAAGUUAGUCCUGCUCUCUUUUUUCUCACUUUGGAAGGAGAUGAGCUGUAGUUGACAAUUACCUCUGCUCGAAGUUUGUCGGGAUUUUUGGUUUCUGCCGGAUGUGCUGGAGUAAAUUAAUGUAAAAGACAAUUUGGAUGCUUUUCUCUCAUUUCAGUUAUUUCUUUAUAUUUAAGCUGGCUUUGCAGAGGCUAAUCCAAUACUGGCUGUCUUCAUGUCUAAUGUACAAAGUCAUGCAGUUCCGCCGGCUUGUGUCCUUGGUUUGUUGCUGCCUGCUGCUUCUUGCCCUCAUAGGCAGGCUCCGCAGAGAAAUAAAGACCUCAAGACACGCUCGGACAUUUGAGCAGUUUGAGCUCUUCAAGGUUUGUAAGAACCAGAAACGUCGGGAUGACGUCUCCCUCAGCAAGCUGGUCCUGGACAGCAUCCUGGUCUCAGAUCAACACAAAAUCUUGUUCUGUGAAACACCCCAAGCGGGCGACGUUGAAUGGAAGAAGCUCCUGAUUGCCGCCAGUGGAGACUACCCCAGCGUGGAGGACAUCCCAGAGAACCUCAUUCACGACCACAAAAAUAACGGCUGGCCCCGCCUCUCAUCUUUGACGCCUCAGGAAAUAACGCACAGACUGAACACGUAUUUCAAGUUCAUCAUCGUGAGGGAUCCCUUCGAACGUCUCAUCACGACGUUCGAGGAAAAAUUCCUCUUCAGGAAACCCACAGAAGUUUGUUUCCAGCACACCAUCGCCCCCGCCAUUAUCCACAGGUACCGCAAAGACUUCCCCUUCCUCGCUGAUACCGGUUUGAUGUUUGAUGAGUUUGUGCGUUACCUGGCGGACGCGGACGCCCGGGAGACCAUGGACUGGCAGUUUGGCAGGAACAUCGUCCACUGGGCCACCUACGCCGAGUUGUGCGCACCCUGUGACGUCCGCUACGACGCAAUAGGCCGCCACGAGACGCUGGAGCGCGACGCCACCCAGAUCCUGAGGAAAGCUGGCAUCGAGCGCGUGGCGUCCUCCCCGCUCAUCAACCCUGGCAUCACACGCGACAACAAGACCAAGGUGGAACGCUACUUUGCAGGAGUCAGCAAGCAAGACAUCAGGCGCCUCUAUGAGCGCUAUGAGGUGGACUUUCACUUAUUUGGAUAUCCCACACCUGACUUUCUCCUCAACUGACAUUCCUUUUCAUUCUUAUGGGAUUUAUCAUGCAACUCAAUUAUGAAAAUGAUGAUUGAUCUUUUUACAACAUAGCCUCCUUGCCACCUAAAGAAAGUAAGCAUGCUAAUGUUAGCAUGCUAACGUUAGCAUGUGUCAAGUACCAAGUUGUAUGACUAGGAAGCGUACGCAUGUAGAAUUAGCUAAAAAAAAGAGUUAGUAUACCAACAGUUAUCAAGUACCAAGUUGUAUGACUCGAAGGUGUUCGCUGUAAAAUUGUCUCAAACAGUUAGCAUGCUGGAAUGCUAACGUUAGCAUGCUAAUAGUUAGAAUGCGACAAGUACCAAGUCAUAUGACUGGGAAGUGUAUGCAUGUGAAAGCAGCUAAAAAAGUUACCAUGCUAAUAUUAGCAUGCUUACAUGCUAAUGUUAGCAUGUGUCAAGUACCAAGUCGUAGGACUAGGAAGAGUACGCCUGUUAAAUUAGCUACAAAAUCAAAAAUACCAUGCUAGCAGUUAA
Molecule: messenger RNA, 1748 nt
Organism: Nerophis ophidion (straightnose pipefish)
Lineage: Eukaryota; Metazoa; Chordata; Actinopteri; Syngnathiformes; Syngnathidae
Product: carbohydrate sulfotransferase 10-like
Exons: 6
Coding region: 223-1251 (342 amino acids)
Biological process (GO): proteoglycan biosynthetic process; carbohydrate biosynthetic process
Cellular component (GO): membrane
Molecular function (GO): sulfotransferase activity
Source: RefSeq, a predicted model, not a curated record